AUGUGCACCAGGCGAGCGCUUGUUUGGAGUUUGCUGGUCCUCUCUGUCUUUCAUAUGGGACUCGGGGUGUCCUGCAUCUCUCUGGGUGUGCUGGGGAUCAUACAAGCCCACUGGCUACAGAAAAGCCAAACCUCCUUCUCCACACCGAUAUGGAGCGGCGUGUGUUUUCUUGUCUGUGGACUAUGUGGGAUACUGUGUGCGAAGAAAAGAACUGGACUGACUAUGAUCCUGUUUUCAGCUUGUUGUAUCUGUGGACUUAUUGGGGGAAUUCUCAACGUCCAGUUUCUGCGUGCAAUUGUGAAACGGGCCAACAGCCUGUACUCUCUGCACCUGGCCUUCCUCUGCCUGGCCAGCCUGGGCAUCUUGAGCUGCACCCUCUCCACCUGGCUCACCUGCAGACUUGCCAGCUGUGAACAGAAAAGACUGUUUCUGGAAAGGGAUAUUUCGCUGCAUCAUUCUGUGGAGAUGGCCGAGAAGGUGAAGGCGACAUGCGAAUGAGCUAUCUAGGGACUGCGAGAUCUAUUUUAUUAAAAGUGUAAAUUUGGUUUAUAGAACUGCUUAGUUUAAGUUAAGUCAUGAUAAUUUGUCUCUUGUGAGAUAGCAGGUAUUCGGGUUCAUGUCAAAGUUAUUCAUGUUAAAGUUCUAUAAAAAAUUAAUCCUGGAAUAUGAUCAUUCUAAAGGAUUUGUUUUGUCGGAUAAAUGUAACCUUCAUAUAUCAUUAAGUAAUGUAUUUGGUGAGUUAGUCUACUUUGUUCCUGGUAUGCUGAUCAAUUACCACAUUCCAGACAGUUUUAACUGUCAGUGAAUGAAGAGUCAGGUGUGAUGGUGUCAGUUUGCAAUAAUGAAGAAUGCAAUAUAAUUAUGUUAAAACCUUGAAAGUUUAAAAGGUCAGUGUGAUUUUAAUUAGUGUUAACCCUUAAUAGAGCAAAACAAAUGCAAACCUUGCAAGUUAAAGGAGGAAACUUAAUGAAGAAAAAUCAUAACUGCACACUCUCUUAACCACAAUUUAUUAUUACCAACAUUUCGGCCAAACAAGUAGCCUUUGUCAAGGUAUGAUUUCUUACAAAAUGAAGAACAGCAUAAAUAGAAAUGAUAAUCAUGCACAGGUGGAAGAAAUGACCCCUGUAGGGCCUAACACACAUUUUAAUGGAACAGUUUAACCAAUAUUUAGACAAAAUGUUUUUUUAAAUAAUAAAACAUAA
Messenger RNA from Sinocyclocheilus rhinocerous, 1202 nucleotides. RefSeq names its product transmembrane protein 196-like. The transcript has 3 exons. Bases 1 to 498 code for a protein of 165 amino acids. Lineage: Eukaryota; Metazoa; Chordata; Actinopteri; Cypriniformes; Cyprinidae. The record is from RefSeq and is a predicted model, not a curated record.